This is a messenger RNA of Sphenostylis stenocarpa, 1185 nucleotides long. The record is from the annotation of a GenBank genome assembly. NCBI's taxonomy places the organism in Eukaryota, Viridiplantae, Streptophyta, Magnoliopsida, Fabales, Fabaceae.
AUGCUUGGCGAUGGAGAUGAAACCCCCUCAAGGUAUGAAUUGUUGAGCAUGGUGAAGAAGCACUCCAACUUAAUUGGGAAAACGGUAGUCGAGGAGCAAGAUGCUUCUGAUAUCGAGAUGGAUAUGAGGUUUUGGCACGAUGUCUUUGAUUUGUAUUUCGUCUGUGGCAAGGAGUCAAGGGGACGCCAGGAUGAUGAUCUUGUCUUCUUUGUUAGAAAAUUGCGUUCCCCUGGUUCUGGUUCCAACAAUAAAACAGAGAGCGUUGAGCCUUAUUUUGUACGCAGGUGGGCACCUAAGUUGGGCGACUUAGUUGAUGAAACUACUAUAGAUGUGGACUGGAGGCGUUCAUUUUACUUGAAUUUAAUUGCUCAUACAUCAUUCAGUGUAACAGUUGCAAUUUGCAGUCACCAGGAUCUUCUUAAUCAUCGAACUGGGCAUGAUACACCUUUAUCCCCUAUAUAUAAAGUUGUGAAGACUGUUUACGCAUCCCCAAGUCGUGUAAAUUUUCAAUUGGACUCUCGGAAGGAAGUGGAAACAACUCCUGCUUAUCCAGAUAUAUGUUUUGCAAUUGAUGAUUUUGACUCCACGUUUGAUGCUGUGGUUUUGACUGAAAAAGAUCAUUGCUAUUGUGUAGUUCUAAACGCACAUGACGGGGCAGCAUUUCCAAGUGAGAAGGAGUCAAAUGAUUGUAGUACUAGCGAUAGCUCCUCUUCGGAAGUCCAUACUAGAUCUGGAAAGAAAAAGGAUACAAAGCUUACCCUUUUCUCAGGAUUUGUCAGCUAUCAAAUGGUUCGAGAUGCUUAUGAUGCUGGCAGGUCUCGAUUUGGGAGCCUUUUAUCAGUGGGCCAUUCUUCUGGCAAAACAGACAGGAUUUACAUGAAAGGUCCUGGAGGCAGAGGGGAAGUUGAAGUAGCCGUUUCUGGUGUUGUAGAUCAGAGCCAGGAGGAUUCAGGCCCAUUUUCUCCAGUUAUAUCAAGAAAAGGGUUUGGGCUUGGCGUUAUUGUCCGUAGAGCAGCUUCCGCCGCAUCAGUAGCAGCAAGGCAUGCUUAUGCAGCGGCCUCUGCCUCUAGCUCAAAUUUCGAUGAGUUGAUACCUUUGAAGUGCAGCUUAAUGUCCAUAUCAUUGCCCUGGGAAUAUAUUGCGUAUGAUCUUCUGUUUAAGGGAGCUCCUCCAGUUACCAUGUGA